Gadus chalcogrammus (walleye pollock) is the source of this 3859-nucleotide messenger RNA. RefSeq names its product FOS like 1, AP-1 transcription factor subunit a (gene fosl1a). Gene Ontology annotation, molecular function: DNA-binding transcription factor activity, RNA polymerase II-specific; RNA polymerase II cis-regulatory region sequence-specific DNA binding. The coding region runs from base 296 to 1387 and encodes 363 amino acids. The record is from RefSeq and is a predicted model, not a curated record. Gene Ontology annotation, biological process: regulation of transcription by RNA polymerase II. Lineage: Eukaryota; Metazoa; Chordata; Actinopteri; Gadiformes; Gadidae. The transcript has 4 exons. Gene Ontology annotation, cellular component: nucleus.
UGAGGUUAAAUUCCACAUCCAUUACCGAUUCUUCAGCAUAAACUAUCCCGACCAGUCGCUCCGGACGUCUGAAUAGAUUCAUUCGAGAAUUUUGUGGUUAUUUGGAGCACCUCUUGGAAAAUAUUUGUUCAUCGUUCACCCCUGGAAGUAUUGCUGGUUUGGACUCUACCGAGGACCCGGGUUUACCCCUGUUUUGAAUUAGAAAGUUGAAUAAGAUCAAAAGUCAGAUCAAGGAUCUUCCAGUACCGACAACAAGGACAUAAUAUUCAUCCGAAAGACAACUUAAAACACUAAGAUGUAUCGAAACUUUGGAAACCAAGGGAGAGGCAACUCGUCUUUCGCCAAUAGUGACACCGGGUCGCCAGUGCCACACACUGGCUCAAGUUCUGUAUCUCUGGGAGCUGCUAGCACCUCAACCACACAACAGGAGCAGAAAUUCACCAUGGCGGGAAAUAGCCAAUUUGUACCAAGUCUCAACGCUAUCACCACCAACCAGGACCUCCAAUGGAUGGUCCAGCCUUCCUUUGGGUCUCCACCAGGCCCUUCACAGUCUCCAAGACCCUCUUUCCAAGCUCACUCAGGGAUGCGACCAAUGGGUCAAAGACAAUCCCAAACACACUUUUACAGACAUGGGGUCAUCCGAGCUGCUUCCCACUCCACAGGUUCCACAAGGCGCAGAAAUGAUGAACACUUAUCACCAGAAGAGAUGGAGAGGCGGAUGAUUCGGAGAGAACGGAACAAACUGGCUGCUGCAAAGUGUCGUAACCGCCGCCGGGAGUUGACUGACACACUACAAAAUGAGACUGACGAGUUGGAAGGGGAAAAGUCCCGUCUUCAGAAGGAAAUCACUGAACUACAGAAGAAGAAGGACAAGCUAGAGCUCGUCCUGGAAGCCCACCGUCCCAUCUGUAAAAUCGAAGACUCCAGCUCCGACUCCGACUCCCGCCCACCGCUGUCAAUGUUGCGGGGAAUCAAGAUGGAACCAGAGAGCUCAGAGCAGCCCGGGCCUUCGUCAAAACCUCAGUCAGCAAAGAGGCUCGCCAAGCCCAAACCAAAGAUAACUAUCCCGCCCAAGCCCGCGACAACACUGGCUACUGUGAUCAGUGCCCCCGAAUCUGAAUCCCUCCACACGCCCAUCCUUAUGUCCACUCCAUCUUUUACUCCCUUCACCGCAAAUUUAGUCUUCACCUAUCCCUCCGCCCCUCUAGACAGCCUGGCCUCUGGUACAUCCCAUGCCACUUCUUCCUCCUCUUCCUCCCACCAUGCUAAUCCCCAACACUCUCUCAACCUCGCCGCCCAACACUGUGGCAUAGCUCAUCGUCGUAGCAGCAGCAGCGGUGACCAAUCCGAUCACUCCCUUCACUCCCCGACCAUCAUCUCUCUUUGAUUGACAACUCUGGUGUCAUGGUUGAACAUUCGUUUACAGUAUCUCCUGGGGAAUAGAGUACAACAGCACAUAACACAUAUGAAAUCGAUCUCAAUGAUUACUAUGAUGUCAAUUCUGUUGCUUAUUUAGAUACCCCGAACCUACAUAUAGUGUAUUUUCUUUACUGUUUUUUCUUACUGGGCAUUACCUAGAUAUACUAUGCAUAUUACUGGGAUAAUAGGGUUAUAGUUACAUUUGUUUUGAGCAUAACCAUAGAACACGUUAAAACAUUUACUGAUACGUUUAUGAUGAAUGUAUUGAAAAGAUUUUUUUUUGAGAGAAGCAUUUAUAUUUGACUGUUUAAUCUAAUUUUGCUGAAUAACAAAUGUGAUAGCAUUACAGUGAAAUUCUUCCUGUACUGUGUUUCUCACAUUAAGGAAGUGUUGGCUAUUUAUACAAACCUAUUUUUUAUAAUAUAAUAGAAUUUAAAAUAAUUGAAAAGUAAUGAUUGACUACUUAGGCUGGACCUAGCAGCUCAUAUUCAGUUUUAAAAUUCCAAUAAUAUAUUUAUUUUGGAGAGCAUAAUAUAUUUUUUGAUAAAACUGUUAUUCUGACUAAUUGAACGUUUUUUUUGGUGUGAUAUGCCUUAUACUUGACCUUUUUCAAAGCUGCUAUCUUUCAAAGUUGGUUAAAGGGUUUGAGAAUUGAUAGUGUGCAAUCCUAGGGUCCUAAUGCUUAUUGUGUAACAUCAAAGUAGCGGAUGAAUGACACUUUGUUAAACUUUGUGGGCAAAAGCACCAAUACCUAUGCAGACUUCUUUGCUGUCCAACAAAAAAAACGAGGAUUCUCCAAGUGUGUCUCUGGUUAAGUGGAUAGGACAUUGAUAGACACAAGUGUCAUAGAAUACAACUUAUUUUCAAAAUGAAGCAUGUUUUCUAAAGUUAAAUACAGAAGGAAAGAUCAGAACACAAUCAAGAGUCACACCCAUUGUAUUUAAAGCUCUUCAAUUCAUUAAGAGCAUAACCCAGCAAUAACAGCCAACAAUAAAGCAAACCUCUUUCAAUCCAUGUGCAUUAUCUAUAAUAGAAAGGGAAGGUGUGUAGGGAUAAACUGCAAGAUAAUACUGAUAAGGAAAAGCAUGGUAAUAAUAGGGUAUCUCUAAUGUUACAGAGUUAACACAAAACUUUGAUUCAUAUUAACCCUUAAUAUUGCAAACUUAAAGACAUGUGUUUGUUUCCAAUGUGAGGCCUACUAAUUUAAAUAACAACAAUGUAACUACAGAAUAAAGUACAGGUGACUUAAAACAACUUUCCUUUCUAUUUAUGUGUAUAAAUAACUGUAAAAUUGUAGACUUUCCAGUUUGAUACAAAGAGUUCCAGUUUUCAUACAAAAGUGUUAAACGUUAAGCAUUAGCACUUCAUUUUUCUAAGAGGUCCAGUGUUAUCAGUGAUGCAAAUCCAAGACCUAAACUGACAUGAAGACUUUUUUUCAGCGCUUCACAUUAUGAACAACCUUCAAGUAAACUCAAAGGGCCUGAAAAACCAGGGUCGCCUAUUGGCCCUUAUUAACUGUGAUGAUCCCCAUGCAUGGCACUCCGAUCCUUUCCUGAGGAAUAGAAUGCAUAAACGGUCACACAUAGCUAUAGGCGUGUAACAAAAAGAAAACGUAUUCAAAAAGUGGUAUUUUUUGACGCAAUGUAUCUAUCUCAGUGCCUGUGGACUUCAGUAGACUUUAUGGCUCAAAUCUGAUUUGAUUGCAUCUUUAGAUAUCCAUCAUAUCUUUGUCCAGUGCAAUAAUAAACGGCCAGCACCAGUGUAGGCUAUUCCAGUGCAUGAAGUAACAUCAUAUGCAAAACCUUUUUUUGUGUGGCAAUUUCUUAAGUAAUAAUCUACAACUGAAUGGCGAAAAGUCCCCACUACUGACAUAAUAAGUAAUGCUAAAUUAAUUAAUCAAGUCAAGUCAUUUCAAAAGGAUCCAGCAAAACAAAAUUACAAAGAAAAAUCGGAGAAUCAGUCAGGUGAAGGAACUAAUGCAAUUACUAUUUUUCAUUUUUCUUUUUUUAUCUGAUUAUUAUGGAAUUCACCGACAAAGCCUCCCGUGCAGUUUAUUGUCUUCAACCGGAGAACCCUCUCAACCAAAUGAUGUCCUCCUGUCAUCAGGUGAGCACACCAGAUGAAGUUGGUCUGGACUCCCAACGCUGCCUGUGCUUGAGCUCCCGUCCCCCAAGUCCCGGGCCACCAUGCAGGGGAGGUUGAGCUCAGUCGACCCACCGGGGCUCGAGUCACUUCGACUGACACAUUCCUCCUCCAGGACCAAACAGAGCUCCUUAAGAUCCAAAUUUUCCUUGACCAGUCCGUCCUGCAUUCGCUCCAGGUCUGCAAGUUUCUUCAAGUAUCCGCCAAGGUCUUCCCGCAUCACUUUAGCCGCAUGGUGCCCAAACAGCUGCCAUUCUCUUGCCAGCUUUUUAACUUUUAGGCGAUCGUCGUCAAGAAA